AUGGACCCCUACAGGAAGGCCAGAUACGACCAGGGAGUUGACGCGAAGAUUGUCAUAAUGGGCAACACAGGCGUUGGCAAGACCAGCCUGCUGCACAGAUAUACCCAGGGCAAAUUCGAUCCGAAGAACACCACCUCCACCACCGGCGCAUUCUUCGUCACGAAGAAGGUCACCGUAGAUGGCACAAAGGUCCGGUUACAGCUGUGGGACACGGCGGGCCAGGAGAGGUUUCGUAGCAUGGCACCAAUGUAUUACCGCGGUGCAAAUGCGGCGCUGUUGUUGUAUGAUAUUACGAACGCGUCUAGCUUCGAAGAUGUUCGUGGCUGGCUCGAAGAGCUCAAGAAGAACUGCUCUCCCGACCUCAUUAUCUAUAUCGUGGGCGCGAAGGCCGACCUUGUACACCAUCGACAGGUCACGUCUGAUCUUGCCCGUCUGUCACUCCAUACCUGGUUCCCCCCACCGCGGCCGCCCACGCCUCCGGCCCCUCCACCACCGACAUCCACGUUUUCCUACAUCCGCCCCCGAUUUACCUCCUUCACGAGCAUACGCUCCGUCCCCGCCCUCACACCACCCAAGCCCUUCCCGCCGCCACUAGAACCGGACGUCGUCAACGACGUGCGGUCGUCAGGGAUGAAGCGCUCCAACACACAAGCUUAUACCCGUCCGCGCGCCAAGAGCGGCGACCUCCUUUUACCCAGAUCCAAUUCCGUGUCCCCAACUUCACGUCCGGCACCUCCACGAGCGGGUUAUCGCCCAGGGGGAUGGAACGAGAUAGGUGACGGCAGCAGCAACAGCCUCCCAGAAGACGAAGAGGCCGAAAUUGGGGAUGACGACUCCGAGUGGGGUCUACAUAAGGGAAUGGAACUGUUCGAAGUAUCCGCCAAGGACGACUUUGGCAUUCAGACCCUCUUCGACAAUCUAAUUGCCGCUAUCAUACAGAAAAAGGACAAGAUCGAGCGAGAGAACGAGAUCAAGCGGCGCGAUAGUGUUCUACUCUCGAGUACUACGAUGCCCGUCUGGGCAGCCCAGGCCGACCAAGAGGAAGCUCGCGAAAAGGCCCGCGUGGCCUCAGGAUCGUCUUGGAGCUGUUGCUAG
Molecule: messenger RNA, 1095 nt
Organism: Trametes versicolor FP-101664 SS1
Lineage: Eukaryota; Fungi; Basidiomycota; Agaricomycetes; Polyporales; Polyporaceae
Exons: 5
Coding region: 1-1095 (364 amino acids)
Molecular function (GO): GTPase activity; GTP binding
Source: RefSeq, a predicted model, not a curated record